Sitophilus oryzae (rice weevil) is the source of this 4978-nucleotide messenger RNA. It is a transcript of the gene Ptp69D, whose product is annotated as tyrosine-protein phosphatase 69D. Lineage: Eukaryota; Metazoa; Arthropoda; Insecta; Coleoptera; Curculionidae. The coding region runs from base 170 to 4345 and encodes 1391 amino acids. Gene Ontology annotation, molecular function: protein binding; protein tyrosine phosphatase activity. The record is from RefSeq and is a predicted model, not a curated record. The transcript has 8 exons. Gene Ontology annotation, biological process: protein dephosphorylation.
UUCAAUAUGGCUUCAAUAACAAAGUAGUCGGCGAUUUGUUUUGGAAAAAUGUCGACCCUUUCAGUUAUAAAAGUACCAAAGAAAUGAAAUCGGUUUAUUAGAUACUUUUCCGAAAGUUAGUGCUUAAAUUAUUAAAAAAAGUGCAACUUAGGGUAGUACUUACAGCACCAUGUCAUGCCAAGCCCAUCAUUACUUCCCGACAAUUAAAGUGAUUUUGUAUUUACUUCUUUAUCCCUUGGUAUAUGCAAAUCCAGUGGAUGAAUACAUUGAUAAAGACCUAAAUAUAACCAUCGAAGUGCUAAAAUAUGACAACCCUACAAACUUACCCUUAGGUGAGAAUGUUACAAUUAUUUGCAAAACCAAAUGGAUGUCUAGUAAAAUGUUGUGGACUUUUAAUGAUAAGAAUGUUUCUGAUCAGGAGGGAUUUAUAUGUGAAAUGGAAAGUGAAAAUAUAAACAAAGAAACGGGCAAUAAGUUUGAAGUUUCAAUUUUACAUGUUCUAAAUAUUAAUUUUGAUCAUGUAGGCAAAUAUGUUUGUCAUGUAGCUGAUAAAAACGAAAGCGAUAUGGACUUGAAUAUGAUCAUACUUAAUGUUACAAAAGCUGCUAAAAUUAUAGAAAUAUCUGCACCAGUCUACACGACUAUUCAUAAUACUACUUAUUUGACUUGUUUAAUCCAAGGAUACCCCAUAGAAUUAAUCAGCUGGUACAAGGAUGGCAACAAUUUACCUAGUGACAUGUGGAGCAACGUUUUUAUUAAUAAAACUUUGACCAAUUCAACUUUGACUAUUGAAGUAACAAAAAAAGAUAACGGCACUUAUACCUGUGUUGCCGGAACACAAAUUAAUGUAGUUAAUGCCUCUACUGCUAUAUUAGUAUUGGAUAAACCAGAAGUAAAAAUUGAUGUUAUUAAACCUAUAGGUACCAAUAAAAUAUUUUUAAAUUGGACUGUUAAUGAUGGAAACAGCCCUGACAAGCUUAAAUAUUUUGUUCAAUAUAAGUCUGAUAAUGACACCCAAUGGUUGUUUUAUAGAUCAGAUAUAAAUAAUACUAAGAAUAAUUUGACAUUUAAUGUAGAAAAAAGUAAUUCGUUCUAUACAGUUAUUAUAAAGGCCAUGAAUCCUCAGGGUGAAAGUGCUCCUGCUAUUAGUAGUCCUAUUAAAAUGCUGGAUGAGGAGCCUAUAUUCACCCCAGAAGUGACUGUUACUGGAGUGACGUCAAGUAGCAUAACAAUAAAAUGGAGCAUGCCCCCAAACAAAUUCCGCGAUCACAUCCAUUAUUACGAUCUUAUUCUCAAGCCUUACAAUUCAUCUCCUAAACUGCAGGCUAGCCAGCCUGCUGGGGACAGUCUUUAUAUGUUUUCCGACUUAGAUUCAGCUACAACUUACAGUUUUCAAGUAGCGGCAUGUAGCGAUUACAGCCGAGAAUGUGGCCCGUGGUCUGAAAUUGUUAAUGGAACUACUAUGGACGGCAUUUCAGGACCACCAUCAAAUGCCUCUGUCGAAUGUAGAUUUGACAAUAUAAGUCACAAAAAUUUUGUUUAUGUCUCCUGGGGUCCCCCAACUGAGUCUCACGGAAUAAUUCAGUCUUACAACGUGAACUUAGAGGGAAGUGCUGCAUAUAUAAAUGAACAAGGAGUCUUGGAGCACAUUACAUGGGGACCUAAAGUGACGAGCACUAGUGAAAAAACGUUAAAUACGCGAUUUUACAAUGUGUCAGCUAACACUAAUUAUACAGUUAGAAUAUCGGGGGUUACCAGAUUAAGAAAAAAUGGACACGAGGUCACAUUAUCUUGUACUAUGCCACCUACCUUGCCGGAUAAACAAAAAAUAUCCAGAAUACACUGGCAGAAAAUGGAAGAACAGGGCAAGUGGUUGUUUAAGUUGAUAAUGCCAAGAAUAUCUGAACGGAAUGGACCGAUAUGUUGCUACAGAAUCUAUUUAGUUAGAAUGGAGGAUCAACAAAAACUGUCAGAGUUGCCAACCCCUGAAGACCUUACUAUAGUUUCAUACCAAGAAGCACACAGGACUCCAAGAGGAGGAGCUUAUGUUGCAGAAAUGUUUCCAAGCACAACAUUCCACCAAGAAAUAUUUCUUGGUGACGACCAAAUGUUCAACUCCUCAAACACUGAAUGUGAUGAAUGUAUUGGUUUACGACCUUACAACACACCCAGAGUAGAUAAAGACAGAAAAUUAAACAAAAGUAUUUCUAACAGGGUCAGAAGGGAUGAUAUUCUUAGUGAUCCGUUACCACCUUAUGAUGGAAACUUAGAUAUCAAUAGCAAUUAUACUGGUUUUGUCGAAAUUAUUGUGCAUGCUAAUUCGGAUCCUCUGUACAUGGCAGCAUACAGCAGUUAUUUAGAUAUGAUGAAUCCAGGUCCAGAAGUAUUAACAGCUCCACAAGCUGAAACUCUGAGUCUCGUUUUUCAAGUUCUGUGUGGUCUGAUGGUAGUUAUUUUGCUGCUUCUUGGCGUCCUCUGUAUUCUUCAUCAAUAUACUAAACAAGCCCAUGCUCAAGCUGUUGAAAUGAUCACGUUUAGAACAUCAUUGCGAAAUCUGCGCGGCCGUCAAAGACUUGUCUCCCUAAAUCCACCUGAUAUGACUCCUCUGAAUAAAGCAGAUUUAGUCUCAGCAUAUAUAGAGCAUCACAGGGAUUCAGAUUAUGGAUUUCAGCAAGAGUUUGAGUUGCUACCGGAUCGGUUUUCAGAUCGAACGACUAGAGCAUCAGACAGCAAGGAAAAUAUAUAUAAAAAUCGUUAUCCAGAUAUUAAAGCUUAUGAUCAGACGAGAGUGAAGUUGUCACAGAUUGACAGCGUUGCUGGGUCAGAUUACAUCAACGCCAAUUAUGUCAUGGGUUACAAGGAACGAAAAAAAUUCAUUUGUGCUCAGGGCCCAAUGGAUACCUAUGUAAACGAUUUCUGGCGAAUGAUUUGGGAACAACAUCUGGAAAUGAUUCUUAUGUUAACUAAUCUAGAAGAAUACAGCAAAACUAAGUGUGCAAAAUACUGGCCCGACAAAACCGACGGCGACAAGAUAUUUGGAAAAAUCACUGUAACACACAUACAAGAAAUCCGCUAUUCUGACUAUAUUGUACGAGAUUUAAGGGUCUGCAAAAUCGGAAACAGUAAAGAACUUGAAGAACGCCGAAUAAGGCAGUAUCAUUAUCUGGUUUGGAAGGACUUCAUGGCCCCUGAACAUCCAAACGGAAUCAUUAAAUUUAUUAAACGAGUUAACGAAGCCUACUCUAUAGAAAAAGGUUGCAUCUUGGUUCAUUGCAGUGCUGGCGUCGGUCGAACCGGAACCCUGGUAGCGCUGGAUUGUUUGCUUCAGCAAUUAAACGAAGAAGGAGAAGUUUCCAUUUUUAAUACCAUUUGUGAUUUGCGACACCAAAGAAAUUUCCUUGUUCAGUCCUUGAAACAAUACAUUUUUAUCUAUCGCGCCUUGAUGGAAGUAGCACAGUAUGGCGAUACGGAGAUAGCUUUAAACGAACUGAAAACCACUGUUGACAAGAUACGCGAAAUAAACAAAGACAAGAAUAAGUGCAAGCUAGAAGAAGAGUUUGAAAAUAUCGUGAACGCUUUUGAAGAUAGGAAGUCCUGUUCUGUAGCUAGCGGGGAAGAAAACAGGGAUAAAAAUCGUUCUGAGUCUGUCAUACCUUAUGACAGAAAUCGUGUCAUCUUAACUCCUCAGUCAGGAAAAGAACAUUCCACUUACAUAAACGCCUCGUUUAUCGAGGGAUACGAUAAUAGCGAAUCUUUUAUUAUCAGUCAAGACCCUAUGGAACAAACCAUCCUUGAUUUCUGGAGAAUGAUCUCCGAACAGGGGAUCAGCGUCAUCGUGAUGCUUUCUGAACUUGGCGAAAACAAAUGCGCACGCUACUGGCCUGAAGAAGGUACAGAGGCGUGCUACGAUCAUAUUACUGUCAGGUAUGCCCAAGCGGAGACCUGUCCUUAUUAUACGAAAAGGGAGUUCUAUGUAAAAGGAAGAGAUGAAGAGCACAAAGUUACUCACCUUCAGUAUCAUGGUUGGCCUACGGUAGAUGGAGAGGUUCCUGAAGUUACUAGAGGUUUAAUUGAGCUGGUUGAUUAUUCCCAAACUGCUGUUAUUAAAACUGGCUGCUCUCCUUCUAUGGUAGUCCAUUGCAAUUUGGGAGCAGACAGAAGUUCAAUGUUUGUGGGGUUAAGUAUUUUGGUGCAACAGCUAAGAACAGAGGGCAGAGUGGAUGUUUUUACCGUUACUAGAAAGCUCAGGUCCCAACGCCAGGCUCUUAUUAAUUCAUAUGCACAAUAUGAGUUCCUGCAUAGAGCCAUAGUUAAUUAUGCAGAACUUCAUGGCUUGUGUGAAUAGGAAAAAAAAUCAACCAUUUUUUGUGUGCCAUAUGUUCAAAUUGUCAUUCCAGAAUUAAGCCACGCAGUUUGGCUUCAAAGGAUGUCUAGAUAUUUUUAUAUGUGCUCCAGUUUUGUAUAUCAUAUAUCCCUAGUAUUUGUAAUGAGAUUAUUCCAUUUUCAGAAGAUAAAAUAACUAAUAAUGAACAAACUCUACCGCAGAAAACGGGAAUCUGUGCUCAACUUUUUUUAACUGCAUGUCGGAUUACUAAUAUAUUUCAAUCUUCACAUUCAUAUCAAUAUAAAUUUAUGUUAUAGUUGGAGCUUGUAAGUUUUAAAAAAGUAUAGCACGUUUUUAGCUGCUCCACCAGCUGUUUUGUUUUGUGAUAUAUAUAUAUAUAUAUAUGUAACUCUUUUGUCUUCGCGUUUAAUUUGUCGAAUAAUUAACACUGGACUAAAAAUAAAUAUAGUAUUUGUGAAAUAUUUUAUAAUCGUGAAGACAGGCUUCCUUCUUUCUUUUAUGUGAUGAAAUUUAUAUGGUAAUAAUUUGUAUUUUUUGAAUCUCGAAACUCUCGAAUUGUCUCUCAUAUCUAGAAUGAACUGAAAGGAAAAAAUAAGCAAUUUAUAUCAGUUUUGAAACUGAUGGUGUGAGAGG